Messenger RNA from Glycine soja, 1596 nucleotides. RefSeq names its product U-box domain-containing protein 4-like. Bases 199 to 1314 code for a protein of 371 amino acids. Gene Ontology annotation, cellular component: cytoplasm; nucleus. Gene Ontology annotation, molecular function: protein binding. The record is from RefSeq and is a predicted model, not a curated record. The transcript has 2 exons. Lineage: Eukaryota; Viridiplantae; Streptophyta; Magnoliopsida; Fabales; Fabaceae.
GGAAUUUUGAAUCAGAAAAUGUUAGUUUAAAGUUCGGCAAUUGAAACGAACGAAAGAAACUGUCUCAACCAACAACUACCCUUUCUCUUUCUCUCUCUAAAUAUCUCUAUAUAUAAACACUGUGUUGUGAGUUAUAACUACUGUUGCUUGCUUAAACCAAUUUCUCUCUCUCUCUCUGUUUGUGUGAUUAAUUAACUUAUGGACGGUUUUCCACCGGAGGCGGAGGCAACGGCGGUGGCCGUACGGCGGGCGUUGGAGCUUCUGCAGCUGAACGACCCCGUUUUGAGGGUCCAAGCGGCGAGGGACAUCCGGCGCCUCACCAAGACCUCGCAGCGGUGCCGCCGCCAGCUCCGGCAAGCCGUGGCGCCACUCGUGUCCAUGCUCCGAGUCGACUCGCCCGAGUUCCACGAACCUGCGCUUCUCGCUCUGCUUAACCUCGCCGUACAAGACGAAACGAAUAAAAUUAGCAUUGUGGAAGCUGGUGCAUUAGAGCCAAUAAUUAGUUUCCUCAAGUCACAAAAUCCAAAUAUGCAGGAGUAUGCAACUGCAUCUUUGCUCACUCUAUCUGCCUCUCCAACCAACAAGCCAAUCAUUAGUGCUUGUGGCACCAUUCCUCUUCUUGUGAAUAUUCUAAGAGAUGGAAGCCCUCAAGCUAAAGUUGAUGCUGUGACGGCUCUGUCCAAUUUAUCAACAACACAACCUGAAAACCUCAGCAUCAUUCUCCAAACAAAUGCAAUGCCUUUAAUUGUUAGCCUUCUCAAAACCUGUAGAAAAUCCUCAAAAAUAGCUGAAAAAUGUUCUGCUUUGAUAGAAUCCUUGGUAGGUUAUGAGGAGGGGAGAACUUCCUUAACAUCUGAAGAAGGUGGAGUUCUUGCAGUUGUGGAAGUUCUUGAAAAUGGUACUCCCCAAAGUAGGGAACAUGCUGUUGGAGCACUGCUGACAAUGUGCCAAAGUGAUAGAUGUAAAUAUAGGGAACCAAUUCUUAGAGAAGGUGUUAUUCCGGGACUUCUUGAGCUUACAGUUCAAGGAACCCCCAAGUCUCAGCCAAAGGCACGUACCCUUUUGCAGUUACUAAGAGAGUCUCCAUAUUCAAGACCUGAAGCUGAACCUGACACUCUUGAGAACAUAGUGUGUGACAUCAUAUCACAGAUUGAUGGGGAUGAUCAAUCUGGUAAAGCAAAGAAGAUGCUAGCUGAGAUGGUCCAAGUCAGCAUGGAGCAGAGUUUGAGACAUUUACAGCAAAGGGCUCUUGUAUGUACCCCUAGUGAAAUGCCUAUUGCAAGUUGUGCUUCUGAAGUUUCUUCAAAAUAUUAGUUGGGGCUCUUCUUAAUUUGUAUCUUUUCACCCUUUUUCUCUCUACUCUUUUUCUUUCCAGUUGGAACUAGCAACAUAAAUUUUCUGUAACAUAUAAAGAGAAAAGAAAACUGAAAAAGAAAAUAACAGUAAAAAAAUGCCAGUCCAGGCCAUCGUGAAGGUAUCGAGUGACUGGUAAUUGUCAAUAAAAAUGAUGUUGUGUGAUGAUAAGAGCAUGGUUUUUCUAGUUGAUUUGUAAAGGAACUGUUGUAUAAAAUAAUUUGCAGAAGUAGUUAAGCAUCU